Messenger RNA from Rotaria socialis, 399 nucleotides. Lineage: Eukaryota; Metazoa; Rotifera; Eurotatoria; Philodinida; Philodinidae. The record is from the annotation of a GenBank genome assembly.
AUGUUCAAAUCAAAAUUUACCUGUGUUUCAAAUCCAUCAUCGAAAUCAGAUGAUGAUGAAAAUGAACAACAAAGAAACAACGAUGAUGCGGAAAAAAGUGAAGUACGAUUAAAUACGACUUCAAAUUCUUCUCCAACUCAAACAACAUCUCCUGUACCAUCACAUACCGGUGGACUCUAUAUACCACCAGCUACACUUCGUCUAUUAGAUACAUCAUCAGUUGAUAAAUCAUCUGUUGAAUACCAACGUACACAAUGGGAUGCUUUAGAAAGAAACAUCAAUCUUCUUGUUGAUCAAGCAAAUGAAUCCAAUAUAUGCCCCAUCAUUAAUGAACUAUUCAAUGAAUCAAUUCGGAUAUCUCGUAUCGAAGACAAAAGAGGUGGAUGGUCUCUUAUUUAA